Owenia fusiformis is the source of this 2383-nucleotide messenger RNA. The record is from the annotation of a GenBank genome assembly. Lineage: Eukaryota; Metazoa; Annelida; Polychaeta; Sabellida; Oweniidae.
GGAUUUUAAUGAUCCAGCCCUAAGUUGAUAUAGAACAUAUUUCAGCCUUAUGAAGACAUUGAUAAGUUAUCAUUAGAGAGUGUAUUAAAUUAUAGGAUAAUGAUGCCUCUCUGGAACUAAGGACUGGUAUAGGAUGAAUUGUUUUCCAAUAAAAUAGAGACACUACUACUAUAGUAUGUUUCUAAAGUGGAUAUUGGAGAACAUAGUAUUUCGGAACACAACAGUCAUUGAUAUUUAAGGAUAAUGAUCGUGGUCCUUCCCUGCCUGGAACUAAGAGCCUCUGGAAGAGAAUAAUUGUUUUCUAAUGAGACAGCGACAAGUUUAGCGUGCUACUAUUGCAGUUACUAGAGAACAUAGCAAUUUUGAACUCAGUCUACUUGUAUACUAUCUGAUCAUCUUGAGGAAUAGACUAAUGCCCUGGAAAUUACUCUGAUGAGGCGGUUUGGGAUUUAAGUCCAGUUCAAGCAAAGACGACAUGUACAGACUGUACACCUUAAAACAAUAUUGGGAAAUUGUAAUAGUACCGCAGUAACAACAGCUAUAAAAGCACAGGUCUAAAUACAGAGAUGUGGAUAAAGGAAGACUAUCACUUUGUGUCCAAUGUAAUGGAGGAAUGUUAUGUUAUGCCCAAUAAUAAGCAAGUUUAACUCUGGAACAUGGAGGAAAACUCCAGUGACUAGUAACAUCAAAGAAUAAAACGAGCAGAAUAAUACUUGUGAUUCCAUAUCACUUUUCAAAAAUUGAUCUUGCAAAAUGCCGUUUGGAGAUUACCCAUCAUCUAAGAAUGCGGCGCCACAUCUGUCAUACGAGAACAUAUCUGGGAUACUUAGUAUAUCCGUACAAUCCACAUUAGUGUUGGCAAAUAUAUUUCCUCUGGUCGUGGCAUGUCGUUUCAAGAAACAAUCCAACAAACUCGUUACAGAUAUUUUGAUCUCUGCUUUGAGCGUAACUGACAUUCUUUCAGUAGUGAUCCCAGCUCCGUUUGGGAUUAUAUCUUACUUCACAAGGACUUGGUAUGGAGGGAAACAUACGUGUGAGUUUUAUCAGUUGACGACUAACUGGUUCCAGCUUGCCUCUAUGUGUCUCAUUAGCUUCAUGUGUAUUGACCGUUGGUUGGCACUUAGAGUCGCUUUGAUCUGUAAGACUAGUUCUAGUGCUGAUAAACACAGGGCUAAGAUCAUCAUUAUCGUCAUAUAUUUACUGACUUUCGUUGUGGCUGCUUUACCCUUGAUGGGACUUGGGCCACCGACUAUAUCUGACUCGGGGCACUUGUGUACUUCAUGGAUUGUCGCCACAUCUCAAUCAUCCAAGCUAGAAGGAUUACGUGAGCAUACAUUUUAUGUCAUGUUCCUUAUAGUCGGUUAUGGGAACUUGUUAGUGGUUGUGUGCUUCAAUGCAAGGGUGACUGCGUGCCUCUGGAGCCUCCACAAGAUGACCACCAACCGAUCCUUGCAAAUCAGAGGCUUGUAUGCUGGUUAUAUGGAGAAGAAGAUCGUCAUGGAGUGCACCAUUAUGAUUCUUAUUGUCACCAUUGUCUUCUAUCUCACUUGGCUGCCUGCGUUGGUUAUCAUCACAAUGCAGAAAGUUGGGUCACCAAUAGAUGUCGCCACUGUAUUGUACGCUCUAUUGAGUACGAUGUUGACAGGUCUGCUCAAUCCUAUUCUAUAUGGCUUGUUCUCUAGGCCCUAUAGACUGGGCUAUGCUAAAUUGUGUAUCGGUGCUACCAAAUGCAUGUGUGGUUGCCCUCAGAGAUCAAUCUCAAUCGAUGAAGAUGUAGGAAUUGCCAACCCCUGCCAUCAGCAAUCAUGUCAUAUAUCAUCCCUCGCCAGUGAGGCUAGUUCAAUUACUGCGCUGUUACACCAUAGACAGGGCGUGAGAGAACCUGAUGAUGCUGGGGACCCUCUGGUAGAGCGAACAUCUAGCAUUCUCACUAUGCCUCAUAGCUCAAGCAUGAGGAUUGUACGAUCAGAUACAUUAGACAUGAGAAAUGUCAUUCAAGGCUAUAGCGCCGAAAAUAUGUGUGGUGAACAAGAUGUUGAGGAUAAUGAUGAUGAUAUCAACGUCAUAGAGCCUCGUUUUAAUGCUCCUAUGACAUCCUUCCUUCCAAUGCCCGAAUGUAGUUCAAACAGCCAAGCAUCUUCCAGCACUGGUAAUAUGACGGUCUCCUCAUCAUGCCAUGACGUAGAUGAGGCAUAUGUUGCUCACAGAGGGACUAUGGAAGAGACUGGUAUAUGUGACCCGAUUGUCAGAGAGAGACCACAUAAAACUCUUUUAACACAUGUGAUAAUAGAAGAGAGUGACUUGUAAAUGCACAUUGUAGAACAAUCAUGAUCAAACAAUCAAUUCAUGUAUCAUUUAUUAGAAAUAUGAUAUUCAAAGCAAA